AACUAUUGUUUGUAUAAAUGUAAUGAUCAAGCGCAUUACUGCUUUAGUUUUGAUGUGAGAUAGUUACAUGUACAUUUAGGUAAUUGUGAAAUAGUUAAUCAUCAUCAGCAGUAGCAAGAUGGCCAGACUGACAGCUGAAGAAAAGAAGUUCUACAAGGAUAACGGUUACAUCCUCAUCCGAAACCCCUUCACCGCCGAGGAGUUGGAGGAGUUGUCUACAGAGUACGACGACCUGUUUCGCCGGAAGAACGAGACCAAGACCGAGAGCUCGUGGGUUGGCAGCGACGAGACAAACAGGAAAAGUGACAGCCCAUACACGGUUAAGGGUAUACACAACUUGCAGAUGCAUCACGCUGUGUUUGGCAAACUGCUUUACCACGACAAGUUGCUGGACGCGCUGGAGGACGUCAUGGACACAAAGAACAUUGUCCUUCAUCACACCAAAGCUCACUACAAGCCGCCGGAAAAGGGGGCCUCAUAUCCAAUGCAUCAGGAUUACCAUUACUUCCCGUACAAGAAGGAUUCCAUGGUGGCAGCGUUCAUCCAUUUGGAUGACUCAUCGCCGGAGAACGGCGGGCUGUGCGUGUUCCCGGGCUCGCAUCGGCUGGGCCCGCAAGACGACGUGGGCGCGCGCGAGACAUCGCACUUCCAUUAUGUUGACCAGAGCAAAUUUCCUAUAGAGAAGUCGACACCGGUGUUAGCGCGCCGCGGGGACGUGGUGGUCUUCAGCUACCUGCUGGUGCACGGCAGCCCGGCCAACCUGUCUGCACGCGCGCGCCGCAUGCUGCUCGUGCAGUACGCGGACGCGCACGAUGAGCCUUUGGCGGGGGAGCGCGCCCAGCCCGCGCGUGGCCUCGUGCUCAGGGGCGUCAACUUGCAUCGCGACGCUACAGUCGCUAACCGACAUAUACAGUAAUAAAUUCUCUAGACUUAAGCUUAAAGGUUAACGUGUAUUCGUACACUCCGCGGGACGAAGCCCGUGCCGAGUGGACGAAUGCGCGUCAACCUUUAAUUUCACAACUAGGUUUAUAAUUAUUGUUUCUAUUGUAUUUGUUGUUGUAACUUUUUUCCUUAUAUUUUGGAAUAGAAAAUGAGUAUUUGAGGUUAUGUGAUACUUUGCAGUUGUUAAAGUAAAAUUUACAUUAUUUAUUAAUUAUAUUCUGAAGAUUCAUAUGU
This is a messenger RNA of Papilio xuthus (Asian swallowtail), 1176 nucleotides long. RefSeq names its product probable alpha-ketoglutarate-dependent hypophosphite dioxygenase. Bases 119 to 916 code for a protein of 265 amino acids. The transcript is spliced from 5 exons. Gene Ontology annotation, biological process: fatty acid alpha-oxidation. Gene Ontology annotation, molecular function: phytanoyl-CoA dioxygenase activity. The record is from RefSeq and is a predicted model, not a curated record. NCBI's taxonomy places the organism in Eukaryota, Metazoa, Arthropoda, Insecta, Lepidoptera, Papilionidae.